GUGUUCAUGUAUGCACCACCCUCUUCCUCUAUCACUGCCGGUGAUGGUGACACCAUCUCCCUCUCUCUCUCACUCUUGCUCUCUCUUGCUUGCUCUCUCUCUCUCUUACACACACGCACACGCACACACACACCACUGAAAAGUUAGAGCAAAGUCUCUCCGCUCCAACAGGCGACAACCGCUAACUGCAACUCCCCUGCUCCCAGGGCACUGGACUUAGCCUACCUCUCUCACUCUCUCUUUCACUCCCUCUCUCUCUCUCUCUCUCUCUCUCUCUCAGCCUCUCAUUCAAUCCAAAUCUCAGCACCCUCAGCUGUCAGAGAAGAGCCAGAGGAAUAGAGGAGAGCCCCUCCAGCACGGUUUGUCUCCCUCGCUCUGCCACUACUGUCUACACUCUCAGCCAGCAUGUCUACACUCUCAGCCAGCAUGUGGAUUGUGUUCUGCCUUGGACUCACCUUUGGAUUACUGGCCUCCUCCUGGGCGAGCCCCACUCAAGUUGCGAAGGUGAAGAGCUGUAGUCACAAGGGGGUAUUCUAUGUUCAGGGUGAUGAGCGUCACUCUUUGAAUUUUACUGAAGCCGAGGAGCUGUGCAAGGUUUUGGGUGCAACACUGGCCAGUGCUGAACAACUGAAUGCUUCUCACGCCACUGGCCUGGAGAUGUGCAGGUAUGCCUGGAUCAGUAAUGGAGACAUCGCCAUUGUUCGCCAGAAAUCAAACCCCUUGUGUAGAGCUGGCCUUACUGGAGUUAUCGUUUUCAAACCUACGGACCCUGGGUACGAUGCCUUCUGCUACGACAACACAGACGAUGAUAAAAACUGUAACAAUACAGUGAACCCUGGUGCUGCUGCUGAUCCUGUACCUAAACCAGACAACCACACGGCAGAAGAUCCAAGUGAUGCUGAACCUAAAACUGAAGAUCCAGAUGAUUCCUAUACGACUGCUGGCCCUGAAAUUAUCCCCACUGCCCCACACACCUCAGUAAGUGCUCACAAUGAGACAGAUGCAGAUGAAGAUGUUGAGACCACACAGUCUACUGUACUGGAGACCACUGAGCCUGCUGGAAACACUGAAGUCCAGAGCACAGCGAGCUAUGCUCAGCCUGAGCCCCAAACACAGCAGACCACAGAGGAGGAUGAAGCUGAAAAGAAGAUCACCACCAGAGUGCCUGUACAGGACACCCCAGGCUCAGGCAUGGGGGAAACACACAUGGAAACCCUGGAUCACACUGAAUACACACAGAGCACAUCAGGGCACCCGGCUGCCACAGAGGAGACCACCCAGAGUCCAACUACACCAGUCUCUGAAGAUGGCUAUGCUGGAUCAGUGGCUCCAGGUGUGGGUGGGAGAAUGAUGAUUCCAAAAGAAGAUGACAAGCCAAACAGUGGAUCAUCAGAUUGGCUGAUUGUUGUGGGCGUGAUUGUGGCUGUUGCUGCCAUUCUUCUGGUUUGUGCUGCUGUGGCAACAAGGAAAAGGUGGUGUGGAAAGCGUCAGACUCUGAUGAUCACCUCGAAGAGCAGCAGCGAGGGGAACGGGGCAGCAGCUUCAGUGGCCAGCUCUCGCGCCCAGGAGCGAGAGCAGGAGAUGGUCACGCUCAUGAACAAAGAGAAGAUCCAGGAGAACGGCAACACCGAGGAGUUCACUGUCAUCACUCUGGAGGAGUCGCCAGAGAAGAACCAAGAAGCAUGAGAAAGAGAGGGAGAUAUAGACAGAAAGAGUGAAAUAGAGAGAGAGAGAGAGAGAGAGAGAUAGAGAGAGAGAAAGAGGCAGGGUGUGAGAGAUGGAGGGUAUGGUUUAAAUAAAGAGAAGCUGGUAGCUGGUUGGUUUUGCACAUUGGUAGACUGGCCUGGGAAGCAAAUGGACACUCUGGUAGUGCUGGUGUGAUGGGAGUGGGAGUGUCUGCAAAGAUGGGGCCAGUGUUUUUCUUUAGUUUUUUUUUUGUCUUUUUGUAUGUGAUUAUUAAUUAAUGACAUUUUCUAUUCUAGAACUGUGCUGUUUUUUCCCCCUGUGACAAAAGGGAUAGAUCAACAAUGGCGUCAAUUUGUUUGAAUGUCAGGCAAAAAGAGAAAAAGCAGAAGCUCUCCACAGUCUCGACAAAGGAGAGAAAUCCUUUGUUGCUCCAGUAUUUCAAAGAUUAGCCUGUAGGGACAAGUCCAUGUCGUUCAGCUGAAUGUACCCGAAUUCACCAAUCCGAAGCUUACAGAGAUAAGACACAAUAAUUUAAAAGUGAGUAGGGCCAGGCCCCAAAAUCAGCACUUAAUUAAUUAAGUUAAUUAAGUUAUAAAAGGCAGAAACAUAUCUGCAAUGAAUGCUACCUGCAUACAACAGAAGCUGCCAGAUGCUAACAAUAUUCUUAUACAUAUAAUUUUCAUUAUAUUUAUAUACACUCAUCGUAAAAAAAAUUUAUAGUUGCACCCAGAAGGAAUCAACCUACAGGAAUGAAACUUGGUGGGUCGCUGUGCCAGACAUGCCAGUCAUGGAGUGAGUAAUAUUCAGUGACGAGUCCAAUGAGUUUCCCUUGACUGUGAAAAUGACCAACAAAUCUGUGUGUGGAGGCACCAUGAUGAACAACUUGUGGUUACACAUCACGUCAUGUCUAGAAGGCCUCGUGUCAUGCUUUUUUGGUGCAAUUUCGUACAAUUCCACAUUAUCUUUUGGACUUAAAUGCAGACUACUCUUUUGACAGCCCAGUGUUCCGUUAAUGAGGUCCUGCAACCAGUGGCCCUACCUCUAAUUUACUCAUUAGGACUCCCCCUAUCACUAGUGAUGCCCCAACACCAGGAGGGUGAAGAGUAGCACAUGCCUCCUCCAGUACAUGUGAAGUCAGUAAACACCAGCGCUCGGAGGAAAGCGCAGCGACUCGGUUCUGAUACAUCAGCUCACAGAUACCUAGUGCUGAGGACAUCACCCUUUGUAGUGAUGUGGGAAGAGAGUGCCAUCUACCCACCCAGAGAGAGAGAGCAAAGGUGAAUUGUGCUCCCUCAGGGCUCUGGCAGCUGAUGGCAAGCUACAUGAACAGGAUUCGAACAGGCGAUCUCCCGCUGGACCACUCUUAGCCGGCCCUACCUUUUCUGAACGUACACGCCAGUGCUCUGUUUUAAUAGGACAAUGCUUGUCCAUAUAUUGCUGCUGUCUUAAAAGCUUGCACUGAAGACAGAUGUUAUGCCAUGACCAGCUGCAUUACCAGAAUAAAAAUGUGUUGGAUGCUAUUGGACGUGCUAUCAACGCUCGAUGGCAUUGCAAUCAGUCACUUCCUUCUGAGCGCAACUAUUUCUGCGACUAUUUCUUUAACGAUGAGUGAAACUCUCACUGUUCUCUAGGUGUCAGUAUUCAUGCUGGUUUUAUUGCUGAAAUCUAAUUUAGUUUGACAAUCUAUUUACUAUGAUGCUCCAUACGAAUUAAUUUCAAAUCUAAACUUAUGGGUUUGGAGAAAUUCCUUUAAAAAUGUUACUGCAAUAUUAGGGAAUAUACGGUGUUAGGAUACACAGAGGGCGGGGUUCGAGGUUUGGGGAGGGGGAUGUAAAACUGUAAAUAUGAGUCUGGCAGUAAUUAGUGCUGGACUUUUCUCUGCUGUGGGUGAUGAGAAAAAAACACACACACAAACAAACAGCAAGCAAAUGCAGAAGACUGCCAGUGGAUAGAGGUGUGUCAUUUUGAGUGGACAGGGAUGAUGCAGGCCGCUGAUGUGUGUUUUGAAGUUGUUAUGUAUCUUUCUCUUAUUUUUCUUUCAAUUAUAACCUUAUAUGUUUUUUCUUUGUUUUGUUUCAUUUUUGUUCUGUUUACUGUUUGUUUUGUUUCAUUUUUGUUUUCCUGUGGAUUGGGAUGUAUGCAUUUGUUUUUUCUUUUAAUGGAAUAAAAUGUUGCUACUUUAAUUUAUGCUUUUUUGAAUGUUGUGUGUGUAUAUACCAUUGCUUGUUUAUCAUAGCUUUUAAAAGUCGAUGUCCAGAGAAUAGAUUUAUUCCAAACAUUCCUUCAUCUUUCUCUUACUGUCAUAUUAAUUGCCUUAAUUAGUUUAAAUAUAAACUCAUUUUUGGCUCAUGUUGAUGAUGCAAUGUUUAAGAACUCACCACUGAUUUGUUUGUAUUUUUAAAACCGUGAAUGUAUAGUAUUAAAGAACAUGCUGGAAGAGAAGUAGUCCAGGAAAUGCUAUCAUAGAUUCAUGCAACAUCACUCUUGUCUUUCAUAUGCAAUUUACAAUAUUUCUGUUUACUUUGAUGAGAGUUUAGCAUAAUUUGGUUUAAAAUACGGAUAGCGGCGUGUGAUCUUCUUUGCGAAUAAUGCAGGACGUGAUGGUUCAUAAAGUAGUAGAAUUGAAUGAUUCUGCUUCUGCUUAUUCUUGAGUUAUAUCCUGCAGCGUCUCCACAGCAAAUAUAAAUCUUUCCAUGCAUAAUCUUUCAGAUUUGCUUUCCCUUUUUUUUUCAUUUUUUCAAAUCUGUGUGAAAUAUAAUCAAAUGGGAAAAAGGACAUUUCUCCAUUUUUUUUUUUCAUUCUGUCUUUUUGUGACAUGCAUCUCUUGGACUUGUUCAGUUUGAUAAAGAUUAGCAUUAGAAUAUGAACAUUAGUAGUAGUGAUAGGAGUGUGUAAAGAGUGUGAAUAAUGAUUAAAUAACACAUGAUUGUCAGUUACCAAAAUCAAUUUGUGAAGUCCCGGAUGGAAUAAAAAGGUAUAGAUGUUUUA
Molecule: messenger RNA, 4674 nt
Organism: Astyanax mexicanus (Mexican tetra)
Lineage: Eukaryota; Metazoa; Chordata; Actinopteri; Characiformes; Acestrorhamphidae
Gene: cd44b
Product: CD44 molecule (Indian blood group) b
Exons: 8
Coding region: 406-1686 (426 amino acids)
Biological process (GO): inflammatory response; positive regulation of ERK1 and ERK2 cascade; cell adhesion
Cellular component (GO): basolateral plasma membrane; plasma membrane; macrophage migration inhibitory factor receptor complex
Molecular function (GO): cytokine receptor activity; hyaluronic acid binding
Source: RefSeq, a predicted model, not a curated record